CUGGGAGAUCAGAUUGGAGACCACUGGUUUAGCUCCUUCUCUGGAGUCACUUCAGGUUCCAGCUCAUGAUGAACAGAUUGGUGUGGUUUUGUUUUUCCUCGGCUGCUCUUCUUGCCACUGUGACGAGUGUUUCUCCUCCACCAUGUGACAGUGAAAUCUAUUGCACUGGGCCCAUUUUGCAUCAAGUCCAGAAAGCCAAACUGUUCGAUGACGACAAAUACUUUGUUGACAUGAAGCUGAAGGCGAAACCUGAUGUUGUUUUGUCGGCUUUUCGCAACCUUUCAAACCAAAUGCCAAACGGGACCGUGCCGCCCGCCAGGCUGCUGGAGUUCCUCGCUGUGCACUUUGAGAAACCGGGGUCAGAGUUCGAGCCGUGGACGCCGCCGGACUGGCACGCCAAGCCGAAGUUCCUGGAAGGAAUCGCUGACCUGAAACUACGCGAGUGGGCUGGAAAGAUUCAUCAUCUGUGGAAGUCUCUGGGCAGAAAGAUCUCCUCCGGUGUUCGAGAUCACCCCGAGCUCUACUCGCAGAUCCACCUCCCACAUCCCUUGGUUGUGCCUGGAGGACGCUUCAGGGAACUCUACUACUGGGAUUCCUACUGGGUUGUCAACGGCCUCCUGCUGUCGGAGAUGACAGACACGGCCUCCGGGAUGAUUCGAAACUUCCUCUACCUUGUUAACAGAUAUGGCUUUGUUCCAAAUGGUGGGCGGAUUUACUAUGAAAAGCGCAGUCAGCCUCCAUUCCUCACUCUAAUGGUGGAGAGCUACUAUCAAGCAACCAAGGAUAAAGAUUUCCUCAGGGAAGCUUUGCCGGCUCUGGAGCAGGAGUACGGCUUCUGGAUGCAGAACCGUUCUGUGGCCGUGAAGGUCGACGGGGGGGAGCACCUGCUGAACCGGUUCCACGUGGAAGUGGGCCGGCCCAGACCCGAGUCGUACACAGACGACCUGGAAUUAGCUGAAGGACUCAGUGACAGUGAUAGAGAGCAGCUGUGGAUGGAUCUGAAAGCCGGGGCCGAGUCCGGUUGGGACUUCUCCUCCCGCUGGUACCUCGGCGGUGACGGCCUCAGAGACACACGCACCAGCAGCUUCCUGCCGGUCGACCUCAACGCUCUGCUGUGCCUCAACGAGAAAACUCUGGCUUCCUUCCACAGGAUCCUGGGUGAGGGUGACUCAGCCGCCCGGUACGACCAGGCCGCGGCCCGGAGACAGGGGGCGAUAGAGGCGCUGCUGUGGGACGAGGAGACGGGAGCCUGGUUCGACUACAGCCUGGUGACGCACUCCAGACACGUGGAGUUUUACCCCUCCAACCUGUCGCCGGUUUGGGCUCAGUGCUAUUCCCGGCCCGAGAUGGGGGGGAGGGCGGUGCAGUAUCUGAAGGCGAGUCCUGCUCUUCGGUUCCCUAACGGCGUCCCCACGUCCCUCAGCGAGUCCGGGCAGCAGUGGGACUUUCCCAACGCGUGGCCGCCGCUGCAGCACAUGCUCAUCAGUGGUUUCUCCAAACUGCCGUCAGACGACGCUCAGCAGCUGGCGUUGGAUUUGGCUCAGCGCUGGAUCAGGACCAACAUGGCGGCGUACGACAAGUACGACGCCAUGUUUGAGAAGUACGACGUGAACGGAGAUGGCAAACCCGGCGGUGGAGGAGAAUAUGAAGUUCAGCUGGGUUUCGGUUGGACCAACGGCGUGGCCCUGCAGCUGCUGGACCAGUACGGGGGGGCGCUCACCUCAGGAAGCCGGCAGGUGUCCGCUGGCGUCCUGCUGCCUCUGGUCAUCUCCACCGCUCUCCUGCUCCAGUGACUCACCGGUGACGACCGGGUCGGACUGGACGUUGGAUUUUAGUAUUCUCUGGUUCCACUGCUGCUACAUCACUCUCCAGGAAAAGAGUCACUUUAAUUUGCAGGAUUGUGAUUUGUAACGGAGAAUUUUCUACAGAGGAAUGAGAUCCCUGUUUUUAGAAGAUACAGAUCAUUCAGGGUUUAUAAUAAUAUAUUCAAUUAUGUUUAAGUUGAUUUAACGCUAAUUGUGUCACACUUUAAAAUGUAUUUCUUCUAUUUUAAGAGAAAUGUUGUGGGAGCUUGCAGAGUUAGAUGUCUGUGUGUGUUGUGGUUGUUUCUCAAAUACACAGAUAUGUAUGUAUUUAAGCCACAGACAAACAUGCCAACAUGGAACUGAUCGUCAUGGUCAGAAUUGAUCUCAUUUGACUAUUUUUCCACUAUGAUUCACCUUUUCUUUAAAUAUGGGGAAGUGCACGUUUAUUGUGGGACUCUGAUUUUCCUUCAUAUCUGUCGUCCUCCCCACUCUGUCUAAUAAAAAGUGUUAAAAGUCAGAAAUGUAACAAAUUGAAACUUGCAGAAACCUUGUAUAAGAAGUUAGAGAUAGAACAGAGUGUUUCAUGUAGUGGAAGCUUUUGUGUGGGAAACAGAAAACGAUUCAAACCGCUGUGACACGUACAUUAGCUUUCUUGUAGCUGCUUGAAAAAUAAAAAGCCAUCCCAUAGUCUCCCAGCUGUGAGCGUUUAGUCCCACGAGCUGGAGGAUGUUCGGUAAAUUAAAACGACUCUGACACAGUGCGGAGAGAGAGAGAGAGAGAGAGAGAGUUCAAUAAACAGAGAGACUGAUAUCAAUGAGAGGAAAUUACACCGGAUUACAAACAUAUGUUGUUUUGUGGCGUCACUAACGAUUAAAUAGAGGAAACGACUGAAUGUUGCUCAAAGAACGACGUCAAUAAAAUGAUAAUAAAAACAAAA
This is a messenger RNA of Limanda limanda (common dab), 2742 nucleotides long. RefSeq names its product trehalase (brush-border membrane glycoprotein) (gene treh). The coding region runs from base 66 to 1793 and encodes 575 amino acids. Gene Ontology annotation, molecular function: alpha,alpha-trehalase activity. The transcript is spliced from 15 exons. NCBI's taxonomy places the organism in Eukaryota, Metazoa, Chordata, Actinopteri, Pleuronectiformes, Pleuronectidae. The record is from RefSeq and is a predicted model, not a curated record. Gene Ontology annotation, biological process: trehalose catabolic process.